GAGAGUUAAUUACACAGACAAGGAAAAGAACUUUGGGUAGAAGUGCAUCCUCGUAGGUCUGUGCAUGAAUCGAUUCGGAUUUACUUUAGCCAUUAUUGAAGUGAAAUUUGAAAUUUCCUUAUCCUAACUCUAUCUAUUCUAGGUUUAAUUCGGUUCAAUUUUUAUUAUUUCGAUUCAAUUCUACAAAUCGAUUUGUUCGAUUUUGAAAUUUCAACAAAAUUAAGCCUUAAUAACCAAAAGUAACAUUAUUGCAUUGUAAGUUUAAAGUGGAAUUAAAAUCCAGCAACAAUGGUUCAAAACUCAAACUUUAUUUAAUAAUAUAACGAUAGUAGCAACAAAAGCAAAAAAAAAAAAAAAAUUGUUAGCGGUAGGUGGCCCACCAUCUACUUUCUAACCAACAAACAAUGUUAGUUGUGACUCUUGAAGUUGAGAGAUUAGGAUCUAGGUUUGUACUUUGUAAAAUGUAAAUGGUAAAGAGUAAGACUGAAUAUAUUUUGGUUCAAACCGAAAAAAAAACAAAAAACUGCAUCGAAAUUUAAUUUUGGUUCGGUUUUUUGAAUUGAUUUCGGUUUCAAAUUUUAGAAAUUCGGUUAAACGGUUGAUUUUCGAAUUUUCAAAAUAAAUAAAAAAAAAUCGGAUAAACCAAAAAAUCAAAAUAUUAUAUAUAUAGCACGGGCCUUCCACAUCUAGUCCCUGUAUAUAUCAGCGAAACCAAUAAUAUGGGCCGGGUACCGACCCGAGUGAUAAAAAGUUUAAGAAGCCUAUAUAGAUGAAGCACGUGGUCAUCACGUGAGAAGACAAGGAACCGAUCUUUUCGCUAACUCGCCCUAAAAAAUCGGCCGGGCCGAGUAAAAGCAGAUUCAUCGCCGUAGUCUUUCAUUUCCUCGGAUCGUCGUCGCCGAUUUUUUCUCCGACAACAGUCAACAACCACCGGGUAAAUUUUCUUCUCCAGCGGAAUAUUCUAGAUCCUUCUAUAACCAGGUGGCACAAGGCUCUUAAUUUCACCCAACAGGCGUAGGUUCGAAAUUUGCUGACAACCUGUCUUUUUAGGACAAUUUUUUCAUCUUGUACUAGUUCGAUAUAGAAAGGGAGCCUUGGAGUAACCGGUGAAGUUGCUGCCAUGUGACCAGGAGGUCACGGGUUCAAGCUUUGGAAACAGCCUCUGGCAGAAAUGCAAGGGAAAAAAAUUGCUCUCUUGCUUAGUCUAUAGUUAUGGUUAGGGGAAGAGAUGCCUGUUGGGAACACUGUGCGCUUGUUGAUGCUACUAGACAGAAGGUAAGAUGUAACUAUUGUCAGCGGGAUUUCAGCGGUGGGGUUUACCGAAUGAAGUUUCAUUUGGCUCAAAUAAAAAACAAAGACAUAGUAAUAUGUCCUCAAGUUCCGAACAAGGUAAGGGACCACAUUAGAAGUAUUUUGAACACUGCGAAGAAACAGAAAAAUCCUAAGAAAGCAAAACUGGAUCAGGCUGCCAAUGGUCAGGAAAGUAGUAGUUCUUCAGCUAGCGGUGGAAUCCGCCCUCCUCGUGAUGGAUUUAGUGGACAGAAUGGUAGUCCUUGUCCUCCGUCUAUUAUGUUUGCACGCCGUUCUCCUAGUUCACAGCCAGCAGUUGACGAUGUUCAAAAGCAAAAACAGGACCAUGCCGAUAAGAAGAUUGCCGAGUUUUUCUAUCACAAUGCAAUUCCUUUUUCUGUUGCGAAGUCCUUGUACUAUCAGGAAAUGGUAGAUGCUAUUAUUGAGUGUGAAGCGGAGUAUAAAGCUCCAUGUACUGAAAAAUUGGGCACUAACCUUUUGGAGAAAGUCAAAAUCGAUAUCAACGAUGGUUAUAAGAGAUUAAGGGAUGAAUGGAAAGAGACAGGUUGCACAAUCUUGUGUGAUUGCUGGUCUGAUGGAAGGACUAAAUGCCUUGUGGUAUUUUCUGUGUCAUGUGCUAAAGGAACAGCGUUUCUUAGGUCCGUAGACGUAUCUGAUCAUGCAGAUGAUCCUCAUUAUCUAUUCGGGUUGCUUGAAUCAGUCGUUCUGGAAAUUGGCGUUAAAAAUGUUGUCCAAGUUAUUACAGAUAGUUCUGCUAGUUACACAUAUGUCGGAAGGCUUAUAAUGGACAAGUACCCCUCGGUGUUCUGGUCUCCGUGUGCUUCGCAUUGUAUCAAUAAAAUGUUAGAGGAUUUCAGCAAGCAUGACUGGGUGAAUGUUGUCCUCAAAGAGGGAAAUGUAAUCGCAAAAUACAUAUACAGUAAUGACUGGAUUCUUGAUAUGAUGAGAAAAUUUUCAGGUGGAGGGGAGUUCGUACGACCAAGAAUUACUAAGUUUGUGGCAAAUUUUCUCUCUUUAAGGGCCCUUGUAAUUCAAGAGGAUAAUUUGAAACAAAUGUUUUCUCAUGCGGAGUGGAUGUCGUCCAUAUAUAGUAGGCGCCCCGAAGUCCAAGCCAUUAAGUCAUUGUUGUGCGUUGAAAGAUUUUGGAGAUCCGCACGUGAAGCUGUUAUGGUUUCUGAACCUCUACUUAAACUAUUAAGGAUUGUCGACGGAGACAUACCUGCUAUGGCCUACAUGUACGAGGGAGUGGAAAGAGCAAAGAUGUUUGUCAAAGCAUUUUACAAGGAUGUUGAUGGAAAAUAUAUGCCGAUUUGGGAUAUAAUUGACAGAAGAUGGAGCAUGCUUGUUCAAUCCCCGGUACAUGCAGCAGCAGCUUUUCUUAAUCCCUCAAUUUUCUACAACCCAAGCUUUAAGAUGGAUUCAAGGAUUCGGAAUGGUUUUCAAGAAGCCAUGACGAAAAUGUCUUACGAGGAAAAGGAUAAAGUAGAAAUUACUAAAGAACAUCCAAUAUACAUAAAUGCCCAAGGUGCUCUAGGGACUGAAUUUGCGAUAAAGGGAAGGACACUGAAUGCCCCAGCUGAUUGGUGGAUGGCUUAUGGUUACGAAAUUCCUACUCUACAGAGAGCUGCUAUACGGAUUUUGAGUCAACCUAGUAGUCUUCACUGGUGUAGAUGGAACUGGAGCACUUUUGAUGGUGUUCAUGACAAUAAACGAGAAAACUUGGAGCUUGAUAAGUUCAAUGAUCUUGUAUAUGUGCACUGUAAUCUCUGGUUACGGGCGAUUACAAGAAGUAAAGAUGGCAAAUGUAGGCCAAUCAACUUCGAUGAAAUAGACGUCGCUGCUGAAUGGCCUACUGAAGCUGAAGCUGCACCAUGCAUGCACUUGAAUGAUUCAUGGUUGCACAAUUCAAACCUUGAAAGCAGAGAUUGGUUAGACACUUUCUAAGGCACUCUACAAGGCAAGUACUAAGAGCAGAGGAGAAUGAAAAUGAUAAAAUCCACUUCUUAGAAUUACAAGGGAGGUCGGCUCGGGAAGAGGAAAAGUGGAAGUCUAUAAAUCUGUUGAAGCUUUUCUACGAAACCUGCCUCUCCCACUUGUUUGUUGUAGACUUCAGAGAAGAGGAAAGAGGCAUAGCAGCAUACGUCGGUGCAGGAAGGCUGGCUAACUGAGCGAAUCUCAUUCUUUUUUUGGCUAUAGGGGAAUGUGAUACCAUGUAUGUGUGCUCAACUCGUUGCGAUUGGAUAUAGAUGGGAAAUCCAUAGAUCGUAGUAGUUCGCCAACCACUUGUUAUUCCUUUUUGUGUGAGCAUAGCAUACAAGGUAUUACCCCAAUCCCUUAUGUGCCGAACAAAGACAAAUGAGUGUUGUACAACAUCUCAACCACUCCAAGAUCAAGUUAUUGAAAGGUACCCUGGACCUCUAUGUUGCUCGGACUCUUCAAAAAUGUCAAUGGGUGCAUGUCGGAUUCGACAAAACUAGUGUAUUUUUGAAGAGUCCGACACGGGUGCAGCAUCAAAACUGAAGAGUCCACACAACUUAGACCCUGGUGCAAGACGAGCAUCACUUGAAGAAUGUUGGUGACUUUUCAUUUCUUUCGAAGCUGGAUGAAGUGAAUCGACAUCGUCAAAUAUUUCUUUGAAGAACGCCAACGUUGGGGGUUCCAAUGAGCUAAAGCGCGUGGAAGAGAAGAUGCUCUUGAGCCAUCCGGAGAAGUAUAAGACGGACACAGAAGUCGCGCCCAAAGAUCAACCCCAUGUGGAUCAAUCGCGCAGCUGUCAAUGGAUUCUGUCACACUACUAAAAUCGACUUUCUUCCCUUCCCUGCUCAACGGUGCGAAUCGCUACAAGAAUCCAACGAAGCGGAGUUAAUUUCUGCCAUGGCAGCAGGAUGGAACGCGCAAAUGAUCGCGGAAACAUGGUGUCGAGGUGGAGAUACAUCAACAAGCAUUGGUCUCUCUAAUGCAAUUCAUCAAACAGGUGGUAGGCAUAUAUGCAUUGUCACAAAUGAAGAUGCUAAAAAAGAAUAUUUAUCAAAAAUUACAGAUAAAAUCACUGGAAUUUUACCUGAAGUUGUUGUUGGAGCUACUGAACAAGCCGUGCAGACAUUAAAGGGGAUAGAUUUUUUGGUUGUUGAUUGUGAAGAGGACGAUUUUUCGACGAUUUUAAAGGUGGCUGAAUUGGGACAACGAGGUGCAGUAUUGGUGUGGACAAAUGUGAGUCUAAGAGAUUUUAGGUGGCACAGUGUCAUUGGUGGAUUGAGAAUCGUGAGGUCGGUGUUUUUGCCGGUAGGAAAAGGAUUGGAUAUUGCGCAUGUAGGAGCUGCCGUGGAGGCCGGAGAGAGUGGUUCGGGUGGAAA
Molecule: messenger RNA, 4664 nt
Organism: Capsicum annuum
Lineage: Eukaryota; Viridiplantae; Streptophyta; Magnoliopsida; Solanales; Solanaceae
Exons: 9
Coding region: 1213-3255 (680 amino acids)
Molecular function (GO): protein dimerization activity; DNA binding
Source: RefSeq, a predicted model, not a curated record